AUGUCGCAGCGAGAGCCUCAGGGCCCACGGAGCGUGGGGGGCUCCCCGCACCUGCCCCUGGAGCUGCAGCUCCGCGGGAAGCUGGAGGCCCCGGGCAGCGGGGAGCCGGGCACCAAGGCCAAGAAGGGGCGGAGGAGCCGCACGGUGUUCACCGAGCUGCAGUUGAUGGGCCUGGAGAAACGCUUCGAGAAGCAGAAGUACCUCUCCACACCCGACAGAAUAGAUCUCGCCGAGUCCCUGGGCCUGAGUCAGUUGCAGGUGAAGACUUGGUACCAGAAUCGGAGGAUGAAGUGGAAGAAAAUAGAGGCCGAUGACCUGCUCCUGGAGAGUGAAGACCUGGAGGUCAGCGAUGUAGCUGUGGGCCGCAGCCUGCACAACCCCAGUUCCAGGGUCCUCGGGAAUGAAACCCAGAGAUGGCACAAGCUGGCCAUCACCGAGGAGGUCACUGCUGCGCCUCGUUUCCCCAGCCCAGGGUGGUAG
Messenger RNA from Myotis davidii, 480 nucleotides. RefSeq names its product homeobox protein BarH-like 1. Gene Ontology annotation, molecular function: DNA binding; DNA-binding transcription factor activity, RNA polymerase II-specific. Bases 1 to 480 code for a protein of 159 amino acids. The record is from RefSeq and is a predicted model, not a curated record. The transcript is spliced from 5 exons. Gene Ontology annotation, biological process: regulation of DNA-templated transcription. NCBI's taxonomy places the organism in Eukaryota, Metazoa, Chordata, Mammalia, Chiroptera, Vespertilionidae.